AGAGCCCAAACAACAAAGAUUCCCUCGACAGUCUGGCUCCUCUCAAUCUCUCAUGCUCUUGGUUUUUGGCUUUUGCUCCAUUAAUUUCACCUCUUCCUCUCCUCUCCUCUCUCUUCCCUUAUCAGGAUAAUCACAUAUUCACAUUGUUUGCUCCGAGAUCGACCUCCAGUCACAGCCUUCCAUGGCUUCAAUCAUCGAAUCUGGCUGGCUGUAUCUGACUACACAUUUCAGUGACUUUCAAUUGGCAUGUCUAGGAAGUUUCUUUCUUCAUGAGAGUGUCUUCUUCUUAUCUGGACUUCCAUUUAUAUAUUUUGAAAGGGUAGGAUGGCUGAGCAAGUACAAGAUUCAGAUAAAAAACAACAGUUCUGCUGCUCAAGAAAAAUGUAUCACUCGCUUACUAUUGUAUCAUUUCGGUGUCAAUUUACCUGUCAUGAUAUUUUCCUAUCCCGUCUUCAAGUACAUGGGCAUGCGUAGCAGUCUUCCAUUGCCGUCCUGGAAUGUAGUUCUAUCGCAGAUAAUAUUCUAUUUUAUUCUUGAAGACUUUGUAUUCUACUGGGGACAUCGUGUUCUGCACACAAAAUGGCUAUACAAGCAUGUGCACAGUGUCCACCAUGAAUAUGCUACACCUUUUGGGCUUACGUCUGAAUAUGCUCAUCCUGCCGAGAUUCUGUUCCUUGGCUUUGCAACCAUUAUUGGUCCUGCCAUAACGGGUCCCCAUCUGAUAACUCUGUGGCUGUGGAUGGUACUUAGAGUCUUGGAGACAGUUGAGGCACAUUGUGGUUAUCAUUUCCCAUGGAGCCUCUCAAAUUUUAUACCACUCUAUGGAGGCGCUGAUUUUCAUGACUAUCAUCAUCGUUUGCUCUACACAAAAUCUGGCAAUUACUCAUCUACUUUUACUUACAUGGACUGGAUAUUUGGUACUGAUAAGGGUUACAGAAAAUUAAAGGCCUUAAAAGACUAGUGGAGUUGAAGAUGGGAGCAAGCAAAUGUAAUAACGGAGCAACUUGGAAUCAGAAAAUGGGGUUUCUUGAUUCAAGGGCAUCGCAGAGACACAUAUUCAAUCCCUGCCACAUUUUCUGUGUGACUGCAUUUUUUUGUGCUCAGUUACUGUUCAUGUUCUAGCAUGUAGUAGUGUGGAAUUGGUGGAAAGCUCUCUUUCAACAAUUUGUGCCCUACAUUAACAAUGUUGCCGUCGCAUUUUCUUUAAAAUUUCCUUGUUCUGUAUGUCUUUAGUGACACUCACGGACUCACUUGUUAUGCUGGACAUUAGCGGUUUAUAUUUUCUGCUAAGUUAUUUGAUUUAACGU
Messenger RNA from Tripterygium wilfordii, 1307 nucleotides. RefSeq names its product methylsterol monooxygenase 2-2-like. Lineage: Eukaryota; Viridiplantae; Streptophyta; Magnoliopsida; Celastrales; Celastraceae. Bases 182 to 961 code for a protein of 259 amino acids. Gene Ontology annotation, biological process: sterol biosynthetic process; 4-alpha-methyl-delta7-sterol oxidation. Gene Ontology annotation, molecular function: C-4 methylsterol oxidase activity; iron ion binding. The transcript has 7 exons. The record is from RefSeq and is a predicted model, not a curated record.